Molecule: messenger RNA, 260 nt
Organism: Medioppia subpectinata
Lineage: Eukaryota; Metazoa; Arthropoda; Arachnida; Sarcoptiformes; Oppiidae
Source: the annotation of a GenBank genome assembly
GUAAUUGCAUUAUUAUUAUUAACUAUAUUACAAUUGGCACAUAUUGGCCAAUCGGCAGAUUUCCGGUGCUAUACGCCCAGGGAUGCCAUACCCGGCUGCACCUGUACUGAUGGCUGGGUUGCCAAAGAUUUUAUAUAUAAAACAACAGUAAAAUGCAAUGAAUUUAACGGCACUUCCGACGAGUUUAAGGACUAUCUCUGGCGACUGAACGGCCGGGCGGUCGACGACCUGAUCAUCACUGACUACCCGAACGCUCGACU